This is a messenger RNA of Camelus dromedarius (Arabian camel), 5266 nucleotides long. It is a transcript of the gene CPED1, whose product is annotated as cadherin like and PC-esterase domain containing 1. The transcript is spliced from 22 exons. The record is from RefSeq and is a predicted model, not a curated record. NCBI's taxonomy places the organism in Eukaryota, Metazoa, Chordata, Mammalia, Artiodactyla, Camelidae. The coding region runs from base 637 to 3498 and encodes 953 amino acids.
GUCCACGUAUCUCAGGCAGAUCCUGCUGUGCCCCACUCACGGUCUCCAGGCGAAAGAGGACACGCCCCGAUGGGGACCCGGUGCCAGUGCUGAAAAGCUGAGCGAGCGUGGACAAGCGACUCUUUCGGGUUUCAUUUGCCCGGACCCUGGCGUCGGGGUGGCAACGCCUGUCGCGGAGAUGUUGCAGGAUCGAAUUACGCACUGUAGCUCAGAGCGCUGUGGGAAACACCGAGAUGAUUAAAGGCAGGAGAAUGAACAUUAGCACAUUUGUUAAAAGAUAAACUGAGGGGUACUGAAAAUUUUAAGAGUUUAUCUGAGCGCAAGUCGACUAGAAUCAGGCAGUGCCAAACUGCCCUCCACCCUCAAGAGCGGCGGGAGAGACUUUUACGCAGCAAAGGUGGAAGCAGAGCAAGGAAGUUACUGAUUGGCUGUAGCUUGAAGCCUCCUGCGCUGCUCCUGAUUGGUUGUCCUUAAGUUUAAGUUUCAAAACCUGCACUUCGAUUUACUUAUAUAGACCACCGCGGCGUUAGAGCCACCCCAGGCUCGUGGCGUCCUUGUUCAAUUAAUUUAACACAUCCUAAAGGAUAAUUUCAUGAAAAUGUUCUCAUGGCACUUGGCGCCUCUUGAGGGAAAAGGAUGCAUAUAUGCAACGUAACCAUCGAAGAAUCAGUUGAGACCCACUUUGGCAGCCGUGGCAGAAGGGCCUUACUCUACGGGCCUCCUUCCUACAGCAAAAAGGAACUUCAGCUCCACCAGCGCGUUCUCACUCAGCAUCGCUAUCAGGUUGUCAUCGCUGAAGGAAGGCUCGGUGCUGACCUUGGGCUGGAGCUCCUGGGAAAAGGUGAUUCAGGCUCUUGGGAUCUGCUCAUUUGCCUGUCUUCCAGGAAAGCUGGUGGAAAACCCUGCAUAUCCAAGGAAGACGUGUGCCAUUUAGGUCUGCAUCAAAAGGUAAACAUAUUACCAGAAAUACAGCAUCAUCUUUGCAGAAAGGAAGGAUUAUGUCAAAUAAUUAGAAGAUUUCCAGAAUUGCGCCUUCUGGUGAGCCCCUCUGUGUGUCUGAAUCAGAGCAUACAAUUAAAGCUGAGUACUUCAAGUCACCUUUUAAAAACAGCGAAGACACAUAUGUGGAAACCAGAGGACUGGAGACGUGAACAGCUGAACCAAACAACAGUCCUUGCUCCACAAGAAACAGUGUUGAGAGCCAAGGAUCUGUCUGUGAUUCUUAAAGCUUAUGUGUUGGUGACAUCCUUAACUCCUCUGCGUGCAUUCAUUCAUUCAACUGGCACAGUUUGGAACCCACCAAAGAAAAAACGCUUCACUGUCAAGCUGCAAACAUUUUUUGAGACGUUCCUGAGAGCCAGUUCACCUCUUCAGGCUUUUGAUCAUAUGAAGGAAGCCAUUAGCAAACUCCUGCUGGCAGCUGAAGUGUUCAGUGAAACAGCUGCUCUGGGACCAAAGGCCUUCGAUAGAUGCAGAUUAUGUUUUCAACUUUUAACUUUUGACAUUGGUUACGGCAGUUUCAGGUCCCCUGUCGUGCUCAAGGUGCAUGAGCAUUUAAAUUUUCACGAUGAUGAUGAUAUUGAUUUUGAGGACCAAAACACAGAAGAACUCCUUUUGAAAGAUACUUUCAAUUUUCUCCUGUCUAAUGAAUCUUCACUUUCCAUAUUUUCUGAGAUAUUUCAGAGACUUUAUAGAUCAGGUGUAUUUAAGGGUGAAAACUAUCAAAAAGAACUAAAUCAAUGCCUGUCUGUAGAGGAGAUUAACUCAAUUAUGACUUUUACAAAGGAACUUGAGAGUUUGGGACAAUUCCAACUGCUCUUCCCGUCUGCUACUCCCGGGUUUCAAUCUUUGAUGCAUGAAUUUUACAAUAUGGCAAAUCCUAUGGGAAAACCUGGUUCCAUCCUGACCCACUACUGGUCUCUUUUAAAUGUAUUUGAACAAUUUCAGCUCCUGAAUGAAAAGGCACCGCUACAUUCGCUGGAAUGGAAUUCCUUCGCAGAAGAUGAGAACCUUAAAAGACCGCAAGUGCCAUUUGAUGCAGUUGAAAAGAAAAAAGCUGCGGUUCCACAAAUUAUGAACGCAACCAAAGAAAUACAUUGCAGUAAUGAUAAAGACACACAAUGUCAUAUCAAGGAGAUCUUCACACAUCCACGUUUGGAACUAAAUCCUGAAUUUAACCCUAAGAUCAAAAAUUAUUACUCUGAAGUCCCAUUUGAUGUGGUAACACUGACAAUUGGAGUGGAGACUUCUAAGUGUCAGUGCAAGGUGUACCUGCAUGAACGGGCAGGACUGAGCUUUGCCAACUACCCUCUGGGCUUAGGAAUGAACAAAAUCUCAGUGCUUGUGGUGGAUGAAUCUCCAGCCCAGGGUGAGACCCUGAUCACGUACAAACUCACCAUCUAUAGAGAAGACCGUCCAAGUCUGCCCUUGUUUGAGGACUUCGUGGCGUGCGGUUUUGUGCAGGAUUGUGGUUUGCUGAUUCAACCAGAGGAAGCCUGUGGGUUACAGCCCAUUUCCUCUGACUACAUUGAAGCCAUUUCACAGCCCGAGCUGAAGACUUGUCCAUCUGGGGACACAAAAGGCCAGUGGAUCGUGCCUUGCCUUAGCUGUUCAGACAACAGGACCUGUGACUGGAGAGAAAUAACAUGGCAGCCCCACAACUGCCAAUAUGGUGUCUUAACUAAGCCUCAGCUCCAGCAGUGCCUGGGAGGGAGGAAGAUUCUUUUCAUUGGAGAUUCAACCAACAGAGGGAUAAUGUACUAUCUGAUCGAAAGAUUGAAUGAAACGUUGCAGGAAUGGCAGAAGGUGCAUGGCACUAAAUUCUAUCACAACGUCAAUGGUGGGAAGACUUUGAUCAGUUACUCCUACUAUCCCCAGUUCUGGAUAAGCCCUUCAUUGAGACCGACAUUUGAAAAAGCACUUGAACAUCUCUUGCAAAGAUCACGUCCCCUGGAGAAUACCAGCCAGACUGUGUUGGUCGUUGGUGGUGUUCAGUGGCUUAAUUCCAAUCACCUGCAAAUUAUUCAUAAGGUUUUGAAGAGGGAAGAUUUACUCAAUAUCCUUGUGAUCAUCAAAACUUUGGGAAUUGGAUUUCAUCUGCCAGUGGAUGGAGUGCAUUUCUUAACACAGAGUGAAGUUCAGAAUUUAUGGAAAGAAAAUUUGGUUAUUCUGGAUGCUGCAAAAAAAUAUGGCUACGAAGUGGUUGACACAUUCACCAUAACAAUGGGGCGACACAAGGAGUUUCUGCAGGGGGCGUGUGGAUGUCAUUUCCAUGAGGUAGUGAAAUCAAAGAUAUCCAAAGAAUAUCACUUCAUUAAAAUGAAACGAUCAAGAAAUCAUGUUGUGGGAAGGUACUUCAGCAAUCAAAGCAAACUACAGCAAAGACAACAAGAUUCUGUGACAAAUUUUCAAUCACCGUAUCAUGUCAGAGGUCCAGUUAAUCAGGUUUGCUCUGAAAUUCUUCUCAGCAGGAUGUGUGCGAGUGAAAGAACCGUGUAGACUCUGCAGAAGGACUGAAUCUGGAAUUGGAGAUAAGCCACGCAUCUGGAUGAUGGUCUAGGAACCAAAUCCUGUACAUCACGUGGGUUUUGGUUCCACUGCUCACGCUCAGGCACCCUGGCACACACAUGUGCACCAAGGCACGCUUAGCUGAAAAAGUAAUAACACUUUUUUUUCCCCUACAGCUUUAUAAAGUCAGGAUGUGCACUUGGAAAUAAGUUGGUUUCAAGAUGAAAGAAAGAGCUAAAAGAAGGUGACUUGAAGUCUAACCAUAAACUAGAACCUCUGAGGGCCGGCUAGUGCAUUGUGAUAACAGAGACAAAUAGACAUUUAAAUCGUGUGGGGAAAAUAAGAUAAUGCUCUUGAGUAUGUGUUAUCUUUAUCGGUACCUUAAUAUAUGGAAAAGGGGGAAAAGUAGUUACAUUCCACCUGCAGGUAGGGAUCUCGCUUAUGCCCUUUGCCAGGAGAAGACACAGCAUUUAUGGCGGUUUAGGCUUUGUGAAUCUGUUUAUGAAAACUGUUUCUUCCUGUCCUUUUAAAAUCUUGUAACUGAAAGGAAAAGGACAGGAAUGCUCCUCCAGGGGAUUCUGAGAGAUUCUACGAGAGAGAUAGGAAAUGUAAUAUUUUAUAGUUAAAACACCAAUAUAUUUAAAACUUUGCACUCUGUACUUUUCAUAAACAUUCCCUCCUAGCCUGUCUGUGAACUUGGAUGGGUAAAUGUAGUCUAAGUUGGUUAGUUAUGUAAUUUUCAAGUGAGAAACAAAAUAGUUCCUUGUGGGUUAUUUUCUUAUGUUUCAUUGAUGAUAAUACUUAAGAAAGCUUUUGUUUGCAGUUAGAGCCCUAUAUAAUUUAAGAUUGCAAUUAUAUUUUAUGUAAAUAUUUUGCAAAGGAUUAAGCAUUCUCAAGUGCAUAGGCAUUUAUUUCCAUGAAGCAUUUGUAUAUGUCCACAAUACUACUAUGUUACUAGUAACUAUAUUUUGAUUUUCCUGAGCAACUGUAAUCCAAAUUUUAGAAUAGACAUAAAAUUAUUUUUUACAAACCUGUGGUAUACAUAUAAAACAUACCUAAUCUUGGUAUUGAGAACUUUCUCUUCUUUAAGUUCUUUGUUGUACAAUUGCUCUGUUGUGAGAUAACAUAUUACAGUUACAAUGUCUUUUAAAGGAUUAUUUUUCUUUGGGGGGAAAAAAAGCUGAGGGUUAAUUUAAUACUUGACUGAAAUUACCAAAUGUACAAAUACCUCAAUUUCAUUACCAUACAAAAAAAUAAAACUAUUUUGAUUGAUCAGUUUCUUAGUAUGAACAUCCACCUCCUUUAAAUCUCUAUUUUUAUACAUAUUUUAUAUGAAAGUAAACAUGAAUUUAUAUUUAACUGUCUUAAAUUAUAUCUAAGCACACAAGUAUGACUUGAUAUAAACAAUUCAUACCUGAAUCUGACAAUUUUUUUAAAGAAUGGUACAGAAUUAACUUUUAAAAUGAAGGAUUUUUCUAAUAUCUGCAGCUAUAUGCAAGCAUCAUUUUUAAGUUUUCAGUGAUUUUUUUUAAUGAUAUAAAAGUUUUCCAAUUUAUGUAGCUUAUCCAUCGUGUUAGAAUAUCACAUACUCCAGAACAGAAUUAUAGUCAGUGGAUGUUGCUUGUAACUUCCUGUCAACCUAACGUAAUGCCCUUCUGACUGAGAGGUUAACCUGGCAUUUACCUCUUUGCCAUUGAAAUAAUAAUGGAUUUUAGAAACAACUGUAAUAAUACUGUUAAUAAAUGUCUUCCUGGUAAUA